Canis lupus familiaris (dog) is the source of this 1160-nucleotide messenger RNA. RefSeq names its product GAR1 ribonucleoprotein (gene GAR1). Bases 239 to 871 code for a protein of 210 amino acids. Gene Ontology annotation, cellular component: box H/ACA snoRNP complex. Lineage: Eukaryota; Metazoa; Chordata; Mammalia; Carnivora; Canidae. The transcript is spliced from 7 exons. The record is from RefSeq and is a predicted model, not a curated record. Gene Ontology annotation, biological process: ribosome biogenesis; snoRNA guided rRNA pseudouridine synthesis. Gene Ontology annotation, molecular function: box H/ACA snoRNA binding.
ACCAUUCUGCAGCCUGAGAAGCCAGGGCUCCCCACCAGCUCCCAGCCACCUGGAACCGCCAGGUCCCCGGGAGAGGGGGGCGGAACUCUCACGCCAACCAUCUCCCGGGGCAACAGCGCGGCCGCACUUCCGGCAACUUCUCGAGUCAACGGACGCCACUAUUAUACGUCAUUUCCUCCGCUCCUCGUAGGCAAACGGACGCGACUGCCGUAAACUACUGUUUGACGGUAGAGUAAGCAUGUCUUUUCGAGGCGGUGGUCGUGGAGGCUUUAAUCGAGGUGGUGGCUUCAGUCGCGGCGGAAGCAACAACCACUUCCGAGGUGGAGGCGGUAAUUUCCGAGGCGGCGGUGGUGGUAGAGGAGGAUUUGGACGAGGAGGUGGCCGCGGAGGCUUUAACAAAGGCCAAGACCAAGGACCUCCGGAGCACGUAGUUUUAUUAGGAGAGUUCCUGCAUCCCUGUGAAGAUGACAUAGUUUGUAAAUGUACUACAGACGAAAAUAAGGUGCCUUAUUUUAAUGCUCCAGUUUAUUUAGAGAACAAAGAACAAAUUGGUAAAGUGGAUGAAAUAUUUGGACAACUUAGAGAUUUUUAUUUUUCUGUUAAAUUGUCAGAAAAUAUGAAGGCAUCUUCCUUUAAAAAACUGCAGAAGUUUUAUAUAGACCCAUAUAAACUGCUACCACUACAGAGGUUUUUACCUCGACCUCCAGGUGAGAAGGGACCUCCAAGAGGUGGUGGCAGAGGAGGUCGAGGAGGAGGAAGAGGAGGAGGUGGCAGAGGUGGUAGAGGUGGUGGUUUUAGAGGUGGAAGAGGAGGUGGAGGUGGAGGCUUCAGAGGAAGGGGUGGUGGUGGUUUCAGAGGGAGAGGACAUUAAGUGUAAGAGUUGGCAGAGAAACUUCCUGCAUGAUCUACGUCAAUGGCUCAGAAACUUGUUUCUUGAGCAAGUCUGGAAGAACUGGUCAUUUUAUGACGGUGGAACUAAAAUGUCAUCACCAUGCAAAAAUGAGUACAACAGAAUAAGCGAUUUUGCUCUAAAAGUAUGAACAAAUGUUUAAAUGUUUUGUAUAACGCUUGGAACUCUGGGGGCUUAAUAAAUGGGCAGUUUUCAUUUGAAGCAUACUUGGAAUUUUUAAAAUAAAAUGUUUUAUUUCUUUAACUUAUAA